Messenger RNA from Rhizophagus irregularis DAOM 181602=DAOM 197198, 840 nucleotides. RefSeq names its product Superoxide dismutase [Mn] mitochondrial. Lineage: Eukaryota; Fungi; Glomeromycota; Glomeromycetes; Glomerales; Glomeraceae. The record is from RefSeq and is a predicted model, not a curated record. Gene Ontology annotation, cellular component: mitochondrion. Gene Ontology annotation, biological process: superoxide metabolic process. Gene Ontology annotation, molecular function: metal ion binding; superoxide dismutase activity.
GUUCGCAAUUAAACAAUUUAUUAAACGAAAAUAACGAAAAUGCUCCGUCUAGCAUUUCCGGCACGCGCUGUACAGAAUAUCUAUACUUCGACCUUAGCUCGAAGUAGUACUAGUUUUACUGUUAAGAGGUCAAAGUACACGCUUCCGGACCUUCCUUAUGACUAUAACGCUCUCGAACCUAUUAUUUCAGCGGAUAUAAUGAAAGUUCAUCAUGAAAAGCAUCAUCAAGCGUACGUUAAUGGGUUGAACGUGGCCGAAGAAAAAUUUGAGCAAGCCUUAAAAGACAAAGAUGUUAUUUCUCAGAUAGCGUUACAACCUGCGUUGAAAUUCAACGGUGGAGGACACAUCAAUCAUUCUCUAUUUUGGGCGAAUCUUGCUCCCAAGAAGGAAGGUGGUGGCGAACCUCCAAAUGGCGAACUUCUUAGUGCCAUUAAAAAAGAAUUUGAUUCUCUCGAGAACUUCAUCAGCAAAUUUAAUACUUUAACUGCUGCUGUUCAAGGUUCUGGAUGGGGUUGGUUGGGUUAUAACAAAACGACAAAACGUGUGGAAAUCGUAACCCUUCCAAACCAAGAUCCAUUAACAACUCACGUGCCUCUUCUUGGAAUUGACGUUUGGGAGCAUGCGUAUUACUUGCAAUAUAAGAAUGCCAGACCUGACUAUCUGAAAGCUGUUUGGGAAGUUGUUAACUGGAAAACUGUUGCUGCAAGAUUUGAAAACGCCAAGUAAUUUUAGCUUACUUUGUAAUUAUAAAAUUACCUUGUAUUUCGUUAUAAAGUAAAUAGUUUCAAUGUAUAAGAAAAUCAUUUAAAUAAUAAACACGAAAAUUUUAAUAUUAUAUGA